AUGGCUGAGGUAAUACCCACCGGCUCCCCGUUGCUCUUGCCGUCCGUCAUGAACGCCAUUUUCCAGGCUCAGGGGGAUGAAGGCACCGCCGCCGCCGCCGCUGGGCCUCCUGCUGCGGACCGCCAGAGCGGGGAGGACUACCUGUUCGUGGAAACCACGCAUCCCAACACAGUCCUGUGGGGUCUGAACAACAUGCGGCUCAACAAAGCCUUCUGUGAUGUGACCCUGUGCUGUGGAGGACAGGAGUUCCCCUGCCAUCGCAUUGUGCUCGCAUCCUUCAGCUCCUACUUCCAGGCGAUGUUUUCCGCUGACCUGCUGGAGUCCAAGCAGGAACGUGUUGCCAUCAAUGGAGUUGAGCCCCAGAUGAUUGGCAACCUGGUGACCUACGCCUACACAUCUGGGGUCUUGAUCACUAAGACAAACGUACAGGCGCUGCUGGCAGCGGCCAAUUUGCUGGAUGUGAUAGCAGUUCGGGAGGCUUGCUGUCGCUUCAUGGAGCGCCAGAUGGAUGAGACGAACUGUGUGGGAAUUCACUGCUUUGCCGAAGCCCACUCCUGCAAGGUGCUGGAGAAACACAGUAUGGAGUACAUUCUGGAGAACUUCAGCACCGUUUCCCAACAGGAAGAGUUCUUGUCCCUCUGUGUGGACAAACUUACAGAAAUCAUCUCUAGCGACCUCCUUGACGUGCCUAAAGAAGAGAUGGUGUUCGAGGCCGUCAUGCUGUGGUUGAAUAAAUGUCCCUCUCGCAAGCAGGGCUUUGAAAAGGUGCUCGAGCACAUCCGCCUGCCUCUCAUCAGCCCAUACUACCUCCAUGACCUGAUCGAGUCUUUAGACGUGGUGAAGGAGAACCAGGCUUGUCAGAAGCUCAUCUCUGAGGCCAAGGAUUACUUGCUGCUGAAGGAUCGACGUGGCGAGCUCUACAGCUCCCGAGCGAGGCCUCGUAGAUCCACAGGAACCGUCGAAGUGAUAGUGACCGUUGGCGGAGAGGACGACAAGGUGGUGCUGCGCAGCGUGGAGAGUUUUGAUCCCGUCACGAACCACUGGAAGAACCUGGCGUGCCUUCCCUUCGCCGUCAGCAAACACGGCCUGGUCGUCUCAGACUCGACUCUCUACUUGGCGGGAGGAGAGUUUCCUGACGGCUCGGCCAGCAGAGAGAUGUGGCGCUAUGACCCCUGCUUCGACUCCUGGAUGGAGAUGGCUCCCAUGAAUGUAGCGCGCUCGGAGUUGGGUCUGGUCAUGCUGGAUGGCUUUGUUUACGCCGUCGGCGGAUGGGAGGGCCGGGGUCGGCUGGACUCGGUGGAGUGCUACAAUCCCCACACCAACUCCUGGCAAUUCAUGCCGUCGGUAAAAAUGGCCGUUACGAGUCCUGCGGUGGUGGCCCUGGACGGGCUGCUCUACGUCACUGGUGGCGCAGUCCUUGAGGACGGAGACGGCACCGACCUCGCUCAGGUUUAUAACCCCAAAACCGCGGUGUGGACGGAGGUCGCCCCCAUGCAGAUCGCGCGCUCCGGUUCAGCUGCUUGUACGCUCAAAGGAAAGAUCUACGUUAUAGGCGGAUGGCAUGCCUCGACGGAGAACACUGAUAAGGUCGAGUGUUUUAACCCAAAGACCAACCAGUGGACUAUGUGUGCUCCCAUGAAGGAGCGGCGCUACCGGCCGGGGGCUGCUGUCGUGGAUGGAAAGAUUUAUGUCCUAGGAGGUGAAGAGGGUUGGGACAGAUAUCAUGACACUAUUGAGAGAUACUGUGAAGAAUCUGAUACCUGGGAGAUAGUCGGGGAGAUGCCCACCAGUCGCAGCUGGCUCAGCUGCGCGUCUCUCCAACUGAGGAAAAACGUCCACAUAAGCAGCCCUCCUGGCACUCCGACCGAAAACUGAAGCUUAACAAAGAGGAACAAGGAGCCUGGAGGAGAACAAAUGGCCGUUUGGGUUUCCUGUGGACUCUAGUCAAUAAUGCCUUAUGGAGUUAGUCUGGGACACUUACUCCAUGAUAUUUUCUUACAGGAUCUCAAGUUACUGUGACCCGCAGUUGGAGCGUGAGCUCUGUUCGACGUUAAUGUAUUCAAGGUACAUUUUGAUAUUUGGUCACCGACAAACUGAAGAUGUUCCCGGCCAACGUAAUGUAUUUGUUUCCCCAAUUAUUUUGGAGAUGAACGAACAAAAGUUAAAAAAGCUCUGUGGGAUGUAUUAUGUGAAUAUUUUUAAAUGUUGUGUGUGUUUGGGGGUUGAGGGGGGGGCUUUUGUAAUUAAACUUCAUACUUUCAGAAUGAUUUUCUUUUCAA
This is a messenger RNA of Fundulus heteroclitus (mummichog), 2279 nucleotides long. Its product is annotated as kelch-like protein 1. The record is from RefSeq and is a predicted model, not a curated record. NCBI's taxonomy places the organism in Eukaryota, Metazoa, Chordata, Actinopteri, Cyprinodontiformes, Fundulidae. Gene Ontology annotation, molecular function: protein binding. The coding region runs from base 1 to 1875 and encodes 624 amino acids. The transcript is spliced from 11 exons.